CCUCGCUUUCUGGCUCAUAUGAUCGGAGGAUCGACGGAGUACGGAACGCACAUCCAGUGUCUGCGGACGGAGGCCCGCGUACCAUGACGGGAUCGUGUGCCGUGUGCCAGGCCGUAGCGACACAGUGCUGCUCAAGCUGCCAUCUUGUUUUCUACUGCAGCCGUGAACACCAGAAACAACACUGGAAGAUCCACAAAACACAAUGUACGCCCUACAAAGUGGAAGUCUCUGAACGACUAGGGCACCACGUCGUGGCAACGAGGGACAUCCAACAGGGAGAGGUCAUCAUCGAGGAAGAACCAAUCGUACUGGGCCCCAAAGUUCUGUCUCUACCUCUUUGUCUCGGUUGUGGACGCCGGAUUAAGGUCAUCGAAGGAGAAGAAGUGUAUAAAUGCAGUGGCUGUGGUUGGCCGUUGUGUGGAUCCCAUUGCGAAACAUCACCAUUCCAUGUACCCGAAUGUAAUCUGAUGAAAGAGAGGGGAUUUCGUGCCGACAUAAAUUUGAAAGAAGACAAAAAGGAAGCUGCAUAUUGUAGCAUAACGCCACUGAGAUGUCUUCUGCUGAAGAAGCAUGACCAGAGUAAAUACGAGGGAAUCGUGAAGAUGCAGUCGCAUUUGAAAGAAAGGAGAGACACGCCUCUGUAUAACAUUUUCAAAAACAAUGUUGUCGGUUUCCUUAGAAACGCGCUUGGGAUGACAGAAUUCAGCGAGGAGACAAUUCUGAGAAUUACAGCUAUUUUAGACACAAACUCAUUUGAGAUUCGCAGGUCGGAAGGUGACAUCAAAGUCAGGGGUUUGUAUUCUAAAGCUGCGAUGUUAUCACACGACUGUAAACCAAACACCAAACAUUUCUUCAGAGGACCAAAAUAUACUUUAAAAUUAGUUUCUACGGUUCCAAUCAAAAAAGGAGAAAUAAUCUGUGUUACUUAUACACAGACUCUUUGGGGGACCCUAGAAAGAAGGGCUCAUCUUAAGCAAUCAAAGUGUUUUGAUUGUACCUGUUUAAGAUGUUCUGAUGCAACUGAACUGGGUACUUAUAUAGGAGCUAUAAAUUGUUCCCAGUGCAAGAAAUCUGGUGGAAAGAGGAACGAUAAACUUAUUUCAACGAGUCCUUUAGAACCUUCAGCGCCGUGGAAAUGUGAAGUCUGUUCGCAUACGAUUCCUGGCCGACAAAUGGCUUGGGGAAACGACGCAAUAAGACGGGAAAUUUCGGCUUUGGAUAAAAGUAAACCCCAGGGUUUGGAGGAUUUUCUGGACAAGUACAAAGGCGCUCUGCAUCCCGCAAACGGGCAUAUUCUUGAGGUUAAAUAUGCCCUGUCCCAAAUGUAUGGGAAUAUGCAAGGUUUCUUGCUCUCCGAACUGCCGGAUAGGCUGUUGGAGAGGAAGAUAAACUUGUGUACCGAGCUUCUAGAAAUCGCAGACGUCUUAGAUCCUGGUUCAACAAGAUUACGCGGUGUCCUGCUUUACGACUUGCAGGCUACCAUGGUCGUUCAGGCGAAACGCGAUUUGGCCAGUGACAAGAUCACGAAGGCUGCUGCUCAAGAUAUUAUGGGGGAAUCCAUGACACUACUACAGCUAGCAGCGGAGAUUCUGAAAACAGAGGAUGACAUGGCCCAUCUUCUGCAGGAUAAACUUGCCAACUUAUCAAAAGAACUGGAAUGUGAUUCAUAAAAAUAACUUCAUCAUCACUGUUUGACCAGUGUUUACAACUUAAAACUAUGUGUCACCUAGUGAUUAUUACAUAAAAUAAGGCGCAAACAAUUAUGAUCCACCUCUGGUGUCCCCUUAUAUGUCAAUGGUAAAUAUCUGUUAACACCUGUUUUAAACUUCAAGAACUCUGCUCAUUUCUACGUAUUUUGCUUUUGUGUUUCGUUUGUUUGUUUUUAACAAACAGCGACUGCUUUCAUAAACUAAAUGACUAUUGUACGUCUUUUUAUGCAAACCGAAAUUAAUAAGUAUGACGGUGGAGUAUCACCCCACCAAAAUGAUUUACAGUACACGAAAAAUAGCGGAUGAGUAGUUAUUUCCAAGCUCGUGGCUUCUAUUAUCCUUGAAGCGGACUGUACUCAAUGGGAUUUGUCGUUACCUUCCUCAGAGACUCCAGCAAACUUCUGAGAUGGUAGUUAAAUAUGAGACAACCGUUUACUUUCCAAUACAUCAAUCAUAACGCCAUUCAACACAAAAUAUGUAUUUUGAAAUAACGCCGUUUAAUAGCCCAAGAUACAAACAAUCAAUCAAUCAAUCAAUCACAUUGUAACUUUGUCGCUGUUGUGGUAAUUACAGUGGCAGUGAGGAGCAGAGAACAUUGCAGGAUAGUUAAUAAGAAAGAAUGCAUAGAUUGCUCAUAUCUGAUUGGUACUAAGGUUCGUUUAUUACAAAAAUAAAUAUUAUUUAAAGACU
Molecule: messenger RNA, 2399 nt
Organism: Zootermopsis nevadensis
Lineage: Eukaryota; Metazoa; Arthropoda; Insecta; Blattodea; Termopsidae
Gene: SmydA-2
Product: SET and MYND domain containing, arthropod-specific, member 2
Molecular function (GO): protein binding
Source: RefSeq, a predicted model, not a curated record